UGGAAGGGAAGGAAGUCACGUGGGGCGCAGGGGGCGUGGAGAGAGAGACUCAGUCACAUGACGGGGGCCUUCAGCGCGAUACUGGAGAUGCUGGAGUGAGCGGAGAGAGAUUACAGGUUGGGCUCUAACACCUCGAAUGCUGCACGAUGGAGGGGAACCCUCUGAUGCUGACAUAUACAUUGCAGGAAUUAUUGGGUCAUGAUACAGUGCAGGUGGAGCUCAUCCCGGAGAAGAAAGGCCUGUUUCUCAAACAUGUGGAGUACGAGGUGUCCAGUCAGUUUUUUAAGUCUUCCGUGUAUAGAAGAUACAAUGACUUUGUCAUGUUCCAGGAAAUGUUGUUACAGAAAUAUCCCUACCGCAUGGUACCGGCUCUUCCACCAAAGAGAAUGCUUGGAGUGGAUCGAGAGUUUAUAGAAUCCCGAAGGCGCGGUCUAAAGAGAUUCGUUAAUUUAGUAGCCAGGCACCCGUCUUUCUGGGACGACAUACUUGUGAAUAUUUUUCUUUCAUAUAAUGGUCAGGAUGUACAGAAUAAAAUGCGUGAAUCUUCCCAUGCGGUGGGAGAUGAGUAUAUGCUGUGCAAACUUGCAACACAAGCCAAGGAUUUCCUCCCGGCUGAUAUCCAGGUCCAAUUUGCAGCCAGCAGAGAGCUGAUCAGGAACAUCUUCAACAGCUUUUACAAGCUGCGGGAUCGAGCGGAGAGAAUGGCUGGAAGAGCCAUUGACAAUGCCACUGAUCUUCUGGGCUUUGGCAAAGAACUAAGUGCCUUGGGCUCUGAUACAACCCCACUACCCUCCUGGGUCACCCCAACACACAGCUCCUGGGGAGCACUAAAACAAGCACUGAAAGGACUAUCUGUUGAAUUUUCUUUGCUUGCUGAUAAAGCAGCACAGCAGGGCAAACUUGAAGAAAUAGAUGUGGUGGAGAAGCUGAACCUUUUCCUGGAUCUCCUGCAGUCAUAUAAGGAUCUGUGUGAAAGGCACGAGAAAGGAGUAUUACACAAGCACCAGAAAGCUUUGCACAAGUACAGUCUAAUGAAGAAGCAGAUGAUGAGUGCUACUGUACAGAAUAAGGAAGCCGAGUCUGUGGAACAACUGGAGUCUCGCAUUGUGGAGCAAGAGAAUGCCAUCAUGGUCAUGGAACUGAGGAAUUACUUUUCCCUCUUCUGUCUGCAUCAGGAAACCCAGCUCAUCCACAUCUAUCUGCCCCUCACCUCCCACAUACUCGGGGCAUUCGUCAAUUCACAAAUCCAGGGACACAAGGAGAUGACUCAAGUGUGGAAUGAAUUAAAGCCGAAGCUGAAUUGUCUGUUUGUGGGAUCUUCUGGCCUUGCCACCCCACCCCUGUCUCCAGAGGAACGUCAUUUCUUUACUCACUAGACCCAUAUCUAGAGAAAGGCUAACCGAUGAGACCGAUGCAGUACUCAAGUUCUAGAUUGCCAUGUUGGUCAGUUUUUUAGUGAGAUUUUGUCCUAGGCAGGCUGUUUAUGGGAUGAUUUACUUUUUGGUGUGAGAUCAAACUAUGCAUAAAUCUAUUGACCCCCCAACUAUAUUGCCAGCAAACUCUUGAAGGCAGACAGUUUGUCCAUUUGAGGCAAUUGUCAAUACUAGACAUGCUAACAAGGCAUGACAAUAUUGAUGUACUUUUCUCUAGUUAAAGUAUAUUCUAAGCCAAAAAAUGUUUUUGUUUCAGAUACAGUUUGGAAGUUCUAAUGGCAGAUGAUAUGGUGUGCUACGGAUUAACCUGUGCACCACAUCCCCCAACAAACCAUAUUAUUGACUACAAAUUACACAGGGCUUCUUGGGUGCCUUUUUGACAAAUAAACAUUAUAGACUAGAAUAUAU
Rana temporaria (common frog) is the source of this 1841-nucleotide messenger RNA. It is a transcript of the gene SNX8, whose product is annotated as sorting nexin 8. Gene Ontology annotation, molecular function: phosphatidylinositol binding. The transcript is spliced from 11 exons. The record is from RefSeq and is a predicted model, not a curated record. NCBI's taxonomy places the organism in Eukaryota, Metazoa, Chordata, Amphibia, Anura, Ranidae. Gene Ontology annotation, biological process: retrograde transport, endosome to Golgi. The coding region runs from base 147 to 1376 and encodes 409 amino acids.